Pocillopora meandrina is the source of this 8361-nucleotide messenger RNA. NCBI's taxonomy places the organism in Eukaryota, Metazoa, Cnidaria, Anthozoa, Scleractinia, Pocilloporidae. The record is from the annotation of a GenBank genome assembly.
AUGGCGGGCAUUUCGAGUGGACAAAUACUUCGCAUUAAAGAGUUGAUUCACCUGGGAGCAAGUUUGGAUGGUAAAUCUGUGAGGACAUGGGGAAGGUAAUUUUAGCAGAGUCUCUAUUCUUAUUCCUUUGAUUUCCGUUCCUAAAAACAAGGAGUAUGAAAAUGCAAAUCUGCCGUGCUUGCUUCAUGUUCGUUUCCACUGCUACAGUAAAGUUUUCGUACACAAAUUUUGGUCUUAUAAAUUUCUAUCGAAACUUUUCCGGCAAAUAGUUUUUGGAAAUGCAUUUGAAUUUCCUCCUUAAGUUUCUGUUUGUAAACAGAGUUAGCAAAUUACAAAUAGCUGAAGUUUCCGUGAGGGAGACGAACGGCUGGAAGUGGGAGGGAGGGGUGGGUAUUUAGAACUCUUCCUUAUAUAUGGAUCUCAAUUAUUUGGACUUGUUAAGUGACAUAUUUCUGUAUUAACUUACAGGGCACUGACACAUAACAUCGCAAGAAGUCAACUAAAAGUGUGCGAUGAAGGCAUUGAACUGAUCAUCGAUACUUCAUUUGUGGAACCAACGGCUUUUAACAGAGGAUCUUUGUAUCAAUUUAUAGGAGAAAUUUAUGUCAGCGAAAACAUUAUUUUACGAGCAAGAAUUGCUACUUGUAUAGAUGGAAUGGACAUGAAUCUCUUUAAUCAAGCUUUAGAUAUCAGGAGGAAAUAUUUGCAGGAAGAUAUAGCAAGUGUCUCUUGAGAAUAUUACAAGCUUUUAUAAUCAAUUUUCAGCCAGCCGCCAAUUACAAAUACCUAUUGUUUCUUUGGCUUGGAAAUCUUGGUUGAUUAAAGAAGUGUUACUCCCAAAUAUUGUACUAAUUAAUACAUUUGGCAAAUCAGGGUUUAAUGUUUUUAAGCUUUUUCUAGUAUAUAAGCUUACAAAAAAUGUAUUGGACAAAAAAAAGAUUGAAUUGUCCAUCUUCUGUCCACUUUAGAACAUUGCAAAACAGGGAACAGUGUGGCAUGAAAAUAAAAUUAAGAGGUAAGAGGUCUCUCCACUUGAGCCUAACUCUUUAACUCUCAGAAGUGAUCAACAUGUAAGUUCUCUCUAUAUUAUCCAUACAUUAUCCAACAUAGAGGUAUUGAGAAUACUCAAACUUAUCAGGUAGAAGUAGUUGUCUUGAUCUAAGACCUAAUUCUUGUAACUAAGUUGAAAGGAAAUGUAAGGCAGAUAAAGGGGAGGAUUAGCAAACAGAUCUUGGGAGUUAAAGGGUUAAAGAAGACUACGACACUGAAAUGAAAUAUGAAAUAAAGGAAGGGUCUUUUCAGAAAGUUUUCAAGAAUUCCUGCUAAAAACCCUUGGAUAGAGUUUGCCUGAAAAAAUCUGAGAAGUGACUUAACAAAAAAAUGACAAUUAUUGAGCUUAACCCUUGAAUUUGCAGGAGUGACCAAGACAGAAUUUCUCCUUACGAUAUCAGAACAACUUAAAGUGGGCAAGUGAUGAGAAUAAAGAAAAAUAUCAAUUGUUGGAUCAUUUGUCAUCCAAUUCUAAAUUCUCCAAACCAACAUCAUCAUAAUUGUAUGGCAGACAGUAGCAAGAAUUACUAAUGAGAUAUAGAGACCGAAAGGAUUAAGUUGGUUUUAGGAAACAGUUUGUGUGAAUGCAUUUAUAUUUUCUAGUUUAGUUAUCUAAUAAUGUAAUGUGAUUUGUAAACCUUCUCAGUCUUUGUAUUUUGCUGGUUAAUGAUUUUCCAGAACUCCAUAUAAAAGUUUUGUUCGACAUAUUUCGCAUCUUCUAUAUCUUUUACAUCCAUAUAAAUUAUGAUAAUCAUAUUUUUUAUUGUUCCAUUUCUGUGAAAUGCCGAUAAUUCAAUUAUCAAAAUCUUUAUCGAACGCCAAAUGCUGCACGUCCCAGUCUCGAAGCCGAUUUUUUGUUGUCACGUAAUUUUCCUGCGUUGCGUGACGUAUCAAAAAUACAUCUGCGAGCAGGACUGCCUCCUUCGGAAUUGUUUUUGUGUAGCCAGGUGAUAAAUACAGACAAGAGAAUGGCGCGUGAACAGAAUUUAAACAGGAGAUACGGGAGAACAGCUACAGAGGAUUCAUCGAAUGACACCAGUGCUUUAAAACCAUACAUUUUGGUAGCAAUCGCGGCAAUUGCGUGUUACUUGAACUCCUUAUUCGGCGAGUUUGUUUAUGAUGACUUCGAAGUCAUCGAGACGAACGCAGAUGUUAGGUAAGAGUUUGCCUGCAAUUUUAAUCUCGUUGUUUAUCAAAAGUGAUAACUUUACCUUCCGAGAUAAAGGCACAUUUCUAACUGGGUAAAAAGUGGUUAAAGAAAAACCUAGCUUCUCGUGCGGGGAAAACUUUUGAUGGUGUUAAAAGCUGAACCGACAAAAAACAUAGCUUUGUAUCAUACGGCUUAAAUUAAUUUCGCCUCCAGGCGCACUUUCCCACCGUCUUAACUGAGCCAUUCUUUUCGAUAAUCCCACCGUGUUUACUAAACCAGAUUCUUUUGUGAUAAAGAGGAUUCAUUUAGUUGUAAAUUUUUUAUUAUGGAAUUAAUACUGCGCAGUCGAUUCAAGAAAACCAGGUUGAUAUCCUUCUGCCGGGUAUGUAAAAAGGGUUUCCUAACAAACAACUUUUGACACCAUUAAUUUGCGGUCACUCAAUAGUAUAACAUAAUAUCAGAUUGAGAGCGGAUUGACGAAAUUAGAAUUUUGGGAAAUGCAAGGUUUCCACAAGUAACAGCAAGUCUACAAACUUGACGAGAAACGACUGCUUGCCCAUGGCUUACGGAAUAAAAAUAUGUCUAUAUCUACUUAGCAUAAUUUAACUUUGAGUUAAAGACCGCAUGCAAAAUUAAUAAUAACAAAAUGAAAUGCAAAUUUUUGUCAUGUAAGAAAGGAAAUUAAUCAAAGUUCAUUUUUAGAAGAGAGUUUAGCAAGAAGUUCUGUGGUCGAAUUCAGCUUUUAGCUCACAGAAUAGAGCUGUGAAGUACUAAGCUCAGAUGAGCUGUUUCCGAGAUCAAACGGAUGGGAAAAUUUUGCCUUAAAUUGACUAAUCUGACAUUACAAAAAUAGAUUUCCGACACAAAGGUUUCUAAAUGACCUGUUAGGUCGAAUUUCUUGUUUAUCUUUCGGUAAGAGGCUUGAGGGUUCACUGAAAGUCACGAAACUGCGUAAAAAUGCGAAAAAAACAAAGCAAGUAAUUGAGAGGUCGGCAAAACACAGAAAUGACUUAAAUUUCACGAUAACUGACUUUUAGUCGUUGGCCAUCGUCUUUGUUAUUGAAAAGUGUCGUUUUUGGGGAGAAAUUUGGAAUACAAACACCUCGUAAACAUUGUCAUACUGACUUUCGAAAGCUGAUUCACAAAUUCAGUCAACAAACUUCCUCUUCAAAACCAUCUUUCAAGUGAAAUUUCCCCUAAGCUCUCUGCAAUUAUGAAAAACAAUAUUGCCUUUCAUGUCGUGUCAACGAGAAAAAAAUACCGGUGAGAUGUACUAAUUUAGCUGGAAGAUGUCAUUUUGACAUAUGCUUUCACCUUAAUUCUGACUGGAGUAAUUUUUUUCUUUGCAGGCCGUCGACGCCAAUUUCUAAUCUGUUUUUAAACGACUUUUGGGGCAUUCCGUUAAAAAGAAACGAUUCUCACAAAUCUUAUCGUCCUAUAACAGUUUUGACAUUCCGCUGGAAUUUCCUCGCUGGAGGCCUCAAUCCAAUAGGAUACCACUUCAUCAAUGUGGUUUUACAUAGCAUUGUGUCGGCGUUAUUUUUUCAUACAUGCAUUAGGAUUUCAAAAGGCAACGUUGGUUCUAAUACUAAAUCACUUCCUCUUCUUUGUGGUAUGCUCUUUGCUCUUCAUCCGAUACAUACAGAGGCUGUAGCUAAUGUCGUGGGUCGUGCAGAAAUCCUCUGUGCCUUGUUCUACCUCUUAGCCCUGUUGUCGUACAUAAAUUGUUUUCCUGAUGGGACCACAGAGGACAGCAGUAAAAGACCAGCUAAGUAUUCAAGGGUUUGGCUUGCUUCGUGCAUCUUCUGGUGUGUGUUGUCUCUCUUUAGCAAAGAACAAGGUAUCACAGUUUUAGAAGUUUGUAUUACUUACGAUUUGGUUUUUGUCUGCAAGUUUAAAGGGGAACAUUUACUCAAAAUAUUUUCUUCGCCUGCGGUUUUAUUAAGGUAAGAAUCGAAUCACAAUUUUGUAGGUUUUUAAUACCGAUGACUUCGUGUAUCAAUACGCAUCCUUCAAUCCAGUAAGAUAUAAAACGGAUUUCAUUUGCGACGUUUUUCUCGCACUUCUGGCAAUUUUCUUGUUUACUUUGCGAUCUCCUUGCCACUUGUGAUAUUUACCUUUCCUCUGAUUGGAUGUUAGUUGUUACAACAAUGAAACGAUAUGCGCUCCAAAAGACUGUACUUAUCAGGGUUAAUUUUCCUUUGCUUUCAGACAAUGGCCAAAGUGGGCCGUUCGAUUGGUCGAAAGAUUUUCCAUCCUCGGCUUGGCGUCUGUAAUUCUUCUGUACUUGAGAAUUGUGAUCAUCUCUGGAGGUUUUGUCCUUUCCUUCACUGAGUCCGACAAUCCCACAUUGUUUCAUCCUGACGUAUGGACUCGAUUUAGGACUUACUCUUAUUUGUGCGCGCUAAAUGCGCGACUUCUACUGUGUCCGAACAGCCUGUGUUAUGAUUGGUCCAUGGACAGCAUAUCCCGGAUUGAAUCAUGGUGGGACAUGCGCAAUAUUCAAACGCUAGUGUUCAGUGGUAUACUUGUUUGUUUGUGCUGUUAUGGUAAGAGAGAUUCAACAUGCGCUUCCUAGUGUUAUUGAAACGUGCAUUUCACUUUGUUUGAACAGAGUAUUUUUUAGGAAAGCUAAAUCUGUUUCGCUUCAUUUUGACAGUUCUUUUUCUUUUGCAAAAUAACACGGAUAAAAUGUCUUCAAAUAUAAUUUAAGAGCUCUAGAUUGAUUGAGUUAUUUCCCAGUGUUGAUUUAUAGUUAAGAUACAAAGAGAGAAAGUUUUUCUUCGCUCUUGACACAAUAAGUUUUAUUUUCCGUGUUCUCUUGCAGGUCUUCAGUCUUCAACUAUACCGUCUUCUAUACCGUCUUCAACUAUAUCGUCUUCAACUAUACCGUCAACUCUACCUAGAAAGUCUAAGAAAAGUUCUUCAAAGCCACUAGAUUCUAAUGAAAAUGAUAUUCAUUUAAGAGAUGAUUUUAGGAAUGCAGAGUCUCAGCAUUGUGGACCAAAAAUGGUGAGUAGAAAUUGUCAGAAAGUAUUGUCGGCUUUAAAAAAGUGCGGGAAAAUUUAAUCUCGAGGCCGCUUGCGCACGUGCGUGUCUCCUGAUUGGUCAGUUUAAUCAGAAGUCAACUGGAUCCCUUUGUUUGUUUUGAUUUUUUGCAGGAUGAGUGCGAGUCUCCACAAAGAAGACGAGUUGUGAUGUUUUCUUUGGCUUUAUUGAUCAUACCAUUUCUACCAGCUUCCAAUCUCUUCUUGCCCGUUGGGUUUGUUGUCGCCGAGAGAAUUCUUUACAUUCCCAGUAUGGGACUCUGCAUUUUGGUUCCAUUUGGAAUCUCAAUCUUGUUUGGAACUCAAACUAAGGUGGAAGAGGAUUCCUCAACACAUGAGGUGAGCCCUGAUUCUAUUCAGAACAAGUUCUGUUCCCAAGGAGGGCCUUGGCAACGAGAUCGAUUCCGUGUUUGCAAUCAGUUCGCGCAGCAAAUCAGUUUGAAGGGGACAGCCACUAACUUAGAGCUCAAAUUGCUUAAGAUCUCUAGGUACUUUUCUGCUAGAAAAAAAUGGAAUCUCGACGUUUUCUUUUUAACCCACGAUUUUUGUUACACUGCGGUAAAAAUACAGUUAAUACCACAGUAUUCUUACCUUUCCGUUUUUAGAACUCUGAUAAGAUGUUAGUGCAAAAAACUUCACGUACAAGUUGGAGUUUUGGUCUUUCUACCACUGGUAUGGUUUUAGUUCACAGCCUUCUGUUGUUGUUCGCUGCAAAGACAGUACACCGCAAUUCAGAAUGGCUGAACAAGGAAGCGCUGGCCCGAUCUGGACUGAAAGUGAACCCCACUAACGCCAAGAUUCACGUUAUGCUUGGAAAUGUUCUUGCAAAGAAGGUUUGUAUGGAGAUUUAGUGUUUUGUUUUGGUGGAUUGUUAUUGCAAACUUACGGAAUGGUUUUUGCUAUUUACUUAAUGUAGUUUCUACAAAAUUUGCCAGAUUAAAUCUCCCCCCCCUUGUGCUUGUUUGUCUCCUACUGUAGAAAGACCUGAAUUUCUCUGAUAUGAAUUUUGGCUUUUAUAAUGGAUUAUUUUUCCAUCAGGGUCUUUUGGCAUGUGAAAAACAUUACCGUGAGGCCUUGCGUCUGAGACCACAUUACGUUGCAGCCUGGGAGAACCUGGGUCUAGUGCUCCUGAACACAGGUAAGGUGGUAAAACCAAAGCCAAUGUUAUCUCAAUGACCAAUCAGAAACAAGUGAAUAUCACGUAGAGCCCGAAGGGCGGGAAAACGCGCUCAACCAAGUCGUUACUGGUAUGGAUUUGUAAUUGAUUGGUUGAGGUGGUGGUACAAGUUUUCUGGGCCAAUCACAGAGCGAAAAAAAGGAAAAUCAGGGCGAUGAUAGAUUGCUUUCGACACUCAAUUAAAAUUUUUUUUAUAAAAGUUCCUAGCGUGUAAUAUCUUGAACCAGUUCAUGGACAUACAACCUACGUUUCCUCUCAAGUCUCAUAUCUUGGCACAGAUAGAGCACAAGAAGCUGAGAAAUGCUACCUUAAAGCGCUGUCAAUCAAACCAAACAGUGCAGACGGCAACAUUAACCUGGCGCACUUGUUUAGAGUGACCAGCAGAUGGAAAGAAGCGGAUGCACAGUAUGAGAAGGCGCUAUCCCUCAGACCCAACAACCCACAACUGCAUUACUUUCAUGGAGUCGUUUUGGAGAAGCUUGGAAAACGAAAGGUAGGAAGAUGGUGGAAAAUUAACCUCUGCUAAGCUGCAGCAGGAUUUUGCGGAGAACCCUGGUUUUCAAAGCAAAAUUCUUCAUUGCCUGCGUCCCAUACUUCAACCUUUGAAUCCAAUCACGUGAUCACUCAGAAAUUUCUUUCUUUCUUGAGUCCAGAAAGCAGAAGAGAAAUAUAUAAAGACAACAAAAUUAAUACCUUCAGACCCAAUACCUUUCUUCUCGCUUGGGAAGAUGCUCUUGUGGCCGCUUUUGAGGAAAAAGGGAAAAAAUGGAACCGAAAAAGUAAUCAAAAAGGUGAGGAAAUUGUUUGUCGGUCGUUUGUAUUUCAAGUAAUGGUCUUUUAGCCGCGAUGUGACAACCUACUGUAAAUGUGAAGGAAAUGAAAAAUGGUAGUUUUGCAAUAUAGGAAAACAACAAAAUGGUAAGAAAAAACCGAUCAGAAACAAGGAUGUUUUAAGGAAGAGGAAGAUUGACACGGAUUGUAAAUGACAAGUGAAUAAUUUGAGCAGUUUUAUUUGAUGCGUGAAAUUAUGUGUUUUCUUUAGGGGGAAGAGUACCUGAGGAAAGGAUUAGCAUUGGAUCCACUGGACAUCAACAGCCGUCUUCUGCUCGUUCAAGUUCAGCUUAUGAAGGUGAACCGAGGCAUGCUCUGUUGUUCUUCUCUUGCAACGUUAUCACAUUGUGAAAAUACCCUUAUCAAAUUAUUCUUUUGUUUUAUAAACGUAUCUUUUAUUACUGGGAGAAGCGGCGACGGACUUGGUAAGUUACCGCACACCUAAUCGAGAGGUCUGGGUUCGAGCCAUGGCUUGGUCUCUAAUGACAUUGUGAUGUGUUCUUGGGCAAGACAUUUACUCUCUCACAGUACCUCUCUUCACCUAGUAUCACCCAGGCCCAGGCUUAGAGCUGGUGUCCCAUCCAGGAAUAAUUACAUCACUUAUAAUUUUUCAUGUUAAGGAAAAAGAAAUUAACUCUAACAUGCGGUGACAGAACAAGAGUUAGCCUAAUAUAGCAACACGCGCUACGAGGCGAAUGAAAUUGUAGUCAGUUAUCGAUGUAUGCAAGGGAAACUAAGACUUGAAAUACUCGAAACUGAUAUAUUUUGUGAUGCCAUCUUAUUUAUCUCAGUGUUGUAGCUAAAUCUUCAUUACUGUUGUUGUAAAAAUUGUUGUUGUUUUGUUGUGUAGAAUGGAGUGUACUCUUUCUGACUAAACAAUCUCUGUUACCUGACAGGGCGAACUCGAUUCCGCUGAAAAAGAAGUCCGUUUUGUUCUCGCUCAUGAUGAGUACAACAUCAACGCCGAGUACAUCUUAGGAGGAAUUCUAGAGCUCAAAGGUUUACUCAAACAAGCCAGACAUUAUUUUCUUGAUGUUCUAAAAAAAGAUAAUUUACACAAAGGAGCAAUCACAGCGCUACAACGUAUAGCUAAAAAGGUUAAAUAG